AGCACAAAUUUAUAGAACAUCUUUGUUAAGUUAGGAACUUGGUAAUUUAGUAUCAGAUGCAUCCUUUGCUUAUGCUGCUGAAUUCAAAACAGGCAAAACAGAGAAUCCUGCGUCUCCAGUAAAUAUUAGCUGGGUUGCUUUUUUCCAGUUGCCCAAGGAUAGAAGUGAAAGGAACUACAGGCCUCUUCACUGUGAUGUUCGGUUGUCUGUAUUCCUAAGCCAUGUCUUCUGCUCAUGCAUGCUUGAAGAAAGACAGAUAGUUGCGUUUAUCUUCUAGAAGUUUCAAAAUACUUGUUCUCCGUGUUGGAGAACAUCUGAAAUAUCUAGUUUAGAGUGGGUUAAAAGAUGGAAAAACAGAGUUGAAAAUAUUUGCCAACCCAACAAACCGAGACAACCUUAGUAUCAAACAUAUAAGCCCUGAAUUCAGUAUAAUAAUACUUGCAGAUAUUACUACUGAUAUCCAGUUUUCACUACACGUGUUAAUUGUCUCUCCUUCCAGAGCCUGCAGUCAUUAUAGAGAAGGCAGAGCCAAUGAGGGUUACUAUAGGAGAUGCCUGUACUUUGGAGUGCAAAGUGGCAGGCACACCAGAACUAUCCACUGGGUGGUUUAAGGAUGGCAAAGAACUGACCAGCAGCCAAAAAUACAGAAUUACUUUUGUCAACAAAGUAUCUACACUUAAAAUUAUGGACACAGAGAAAGAAGAUGGUGGAUUGUACACUUUUGCAGUGCAAAAUGAUGUGGGGAAAAGCAGUUGCACGGCAUCGGUUGAAGUUUUAGAUCGAAUAAUUCCUCCUUCUUUCACAAGAAAGCUAAAGGAAACCCCUGGUGUCCUGGGUUCCUCAGCACUUCUUGAAUGCAAAGUGGCGGGUUCACCUCCUAUAUCUAUUGACUGGUUCCAAAAUGGAAUGAAGUUAGUUAGUGGGGAAAAACAUAAUAUCACAUUUACUGAUAACCUGUGUAUUUUAGAAGUGAAUUCACUGAGCAAUUCAGAUACUGGAACUUACACCUGCAAAGCUACCAAUGUAGCGGGUUCAGAUGAAUGCAGUGCUGUAUUGACUGUCCAAGAACCACCAUCUUUUGAGAGGACACCUGAGCCUUUGGAUGUCUUGCCAGGCACAAGCGUAACUUUUACAGGUGUUAUCAGAGGAACUCCUCCUUUUAAGGUGAACUGGUUUAGAGGAGCCAGUGAGCUUGUGCCAGGAGAUAAAUGCAAUAUUUACUUAGAGGACUCUGUUGUGGAGCUUGAGUUAUUUGAUGUAACCCCUCUCCAAAGUGGAGAAUACACUUGUCUAGUGACUAAUGAAGCUGGCAGGGCAAAUUGUACAACACAUCUUACAGUAAAAGGUUCGUAAAUACUGCAUUUCUUUGUAUGCCCUAAAAUACUGUUUCUUUCUUUCCAUUUGUUACUGCUAUGCUCAACGCUUCUGAAUUCUUACCCUUCAUUAGAACCGGCUGUCUUUGUGAAGAAACUGAGUGAUCAAU
This is a messenger RNA of Lagopus muta (rock ptarmigan), 1483 nucleotides long. RefSeq names its product titin-like. Bases 532 to 1353 code for a protein of 273 amino acids. The transcript has 3 exons. NCBI's taxonomy places the organism in Eukaryota, Metazoa, Chordata, Aves, Galliformes, Phasianidae. The record is from RefSeq and is a predicted model, not a curated record.